AUGGCCGAAUUAAAACUUCGUCAAGACGUUACUCCCCUCGACAGGAGUCGAAAUGGGCAAGGAGACCUUAAUUAUGCAGUAGAAUGUCGUUCGACUGAUAAGAUCCUUGGCGUAAUCGAAGUUAAGAAAGAAGAUUUUAUGAAGGGGCUCGCCCAGGGUGUUUGGAAUUGUCACCGAUACUUUAUGGAAUGUUCGCUAGAUAACGAGGGGAAGCCAUCGUUUAAACUAUCGGAACAAGUGACCGUUGUGUACAAUGACGAAAAUUUGCAAGAUAAGGAGACACAGAAAUUAAGAGGGCGAGGUCAACAAGCAAUCAAACUUGCUGGAAAAAAUCUAAAUAUGUCAGAGUCUCAAUUUCCACGGUCUCUUUUUCCUCAAUUUACGGAAAAAGAUUUUAAAAAAGCAAGUGAGAAUUUUAAGAGUUACGUGAACUGGACGGAAUACAAUAAGUGGGUUGAAGCCGGAAGUCCGUAUGAAGAGCACGACGAAAUACUUAUGAAUCUGAAUCUCGAACAUAAUGAAUCUUCUCAAACAAGAUCAACUGGAACCCGACGAUAUGUUAACGGAAGAAGAGAAUACAGAAAUGGAAUUUACCCUAACGGAAAUUCCAGGAAGACAAAUCAUAAAGCCGGGAAAACAAGCAAUGCAACUCCUUCCAAUGAAGGAGCCAAAACCGCCGCUUGUAAGAAAAGUGAACAUUGUAAUCAAGGCUCUGGACCAAACAACGUUCCCAACACUAACAGGGUACACAAAUCAAAUGCUCCUAGAUCUACAAAAGGAUAA
Rhizophagus irregularis DAOM 181602=DAOM 197198 is the source of this 783-nucleotide messenger RNA. RefSeq lists its product as uncharacterized. The record is from RefSeq and is a predicted model, not a curated record. NCBI's taxonomy places the organism in Eukaryota, Fungi, Glomeromycota, Glomeromycetes, Glomerales, Glomeraceae.